This is a messenger RNA of Oryzias melastigma (Indian medaka), 1776 nucleotides long. RefSeq lists its product as uncharacterized. Lineage: Eukaryota; Metazoa; Chordata; Actinopteri; Beloniformes; Adrianichthyidae. The transcript has 2 exons. The coding region runs from base 41 to 385 and encodes 114 amino acids. The record is from RefSeq and is a predicted model, not a curated record.
GUAAACAGGAGCGUUAGCGAGAAGGAAAAAGGAGCGCGGGAUGGGAGCGGAGGAGCAGGAGGAGGAUGUUACAGCUCCUUCUUCGGGGAGGGAGAAGCAGCAGAAAAGUGCUAAAGAAGUCUAUUUCAGCAUCUUGCCGGAUAAAUAUGAGCCUCUGAUCGAGGAGGAGACGGAGGAGGAGAGGAGGAGGAGGAAGGAGGAGAAAAAGAAGAAGAGGAAAAAGAAAUAUAAGACGUAUCGGAAGAAUGCUGGAAAAGCUUUGCGCUUCAGCUGGCGCUGCCUGCUGGCCGGCCUACAGAGCAUGGCGUCCGUAUACUCCACGCCGCUCUCCACUGUAGCCACGGUGGUGACGGAGAUCAACCAAUCCAGCAGCAGUAGAGCAUGAUGGGAAGUCGAAUGAUGAAGAUGAAGGGAUCCUGAGAUUAAACCAAUGACAAGGGUGUUUACAUGUUUAUCGGCUUUGUUAUACUGUGAAGUUUUAAGAUUAAAGAGAGAUGUUUGUAAAUCGCAUUUUCAAAGUCCAAGUCUUAAGUCUGCGGACUCAAGUCUUAAAUCUUUGUAUUCAAGUCCUAGACAUGUCUAAAGUCUUUGGACUCAAGUCUAAGCUGUCUGGAUUCAAGUCCAAGAUAGGUUUCAAGUCUUUGGACUUAUGUCUAAGUCCAAAGAUUUAGAUCUAGAUCUCUGGACUCUAGUCUAAUUUAUCCGGACUAAAAUCUCAAGUCAGUUCUAGAUUUCAAGUCUUUAAGUCUCUGGACGCAAGUUCAAGACAGGUCGCAACUCCCUAGACUCAAGUUUAAGGUGACUGGAUUCAAGUCUAAGGUCUGCGGAUUCAAGUCCUUGUCAGAUCUAGAUCUCAAGGAUCUGGACCCAAGUCUAGGAUCUCUGGAUUCAAGCCCAAGACAAGUCUCAAGUAUGUGGACUCAAGUCAAAGAUCUGUGGGUUUAAGUUCAAGUCAGAUCUAGACCUCAAGUAUCUGGACUCAAGUCUUAGACAGGUCUCAAGUCCCUGGAUUCCAUUCCAAGAGAGAUCUCAAGUAUCUGGACUCCAAUCCAAGAUGUCUGAAUUCAAAUCCAAGACAUAUCUCAGGUAUAUGGACUCAAGUCUAAGGUCUCUGGAUUCAAGUUCGAGUCAGAUCUAGAUCUCGAGUAUCUGGAUUCGUGCCUAAGGUCUCUGGAUUCAAGUCCAAACAAGUCUCAAGUAUUUGGACUCCAGUCAAAGAUCUGUGUGUUCAAGUUCAAGUCAGAUCUAGAUCUCAAGUAUCUGGACUCAAUGCUCAAGUCCCUGGAUUCCAUUCAAAGACAGGUCUCAAGUAUCUAGACUCAAGUCUAAGGUAUCUGGAUUCAAGUCCAAGUAAGGUCUUAAGUAUCUGAACUCAAGUCUAAGGUCUUUGGAUUCAAGUUCAAGUCAGAUCUAUAUCUUAAGUAUCUGGACUCAAUGCUUUAAAUAUCUGGACUUAAGUCUAAUAUGGGUCUCAAGUUUUUGGACUCAAGUCUAAGGUCCCUGGAUUUAGUCCAAGUCAAGUUUGAAGUCCUGUAAUUCUAUCAAGCAAGUUUAUCUCAAAAAACCACAGAAACUAUAUUGAUUUUCUCCUUUCAGCUGAUCCCUCUGAUAUCAUCACAGCAAAUCAUCCGGUUCCAUCUCAUGACUCCUCCUCUUUCCCACCAACCACCCCAAAGUUCUCCUUCACUGCAUGUAUAAAAAGCAACAAUACUUUUGCAUUUAAAUAACCGACUGUAUUUGAAAAGCAUGUUUGGAAAACAAAGAAGCUCUCACUUA